AUUCCGUCCGUGCAAAAGUUGAGGUCUGUCAACUUCAGUCAAAACCCCCAAAAUGGCCAAAAUCCUAAACUCUGCUGCGGCCAUGGCGAACUCCAAGCUCGAUCCGACAGUCCCCCCCGGCCUUCACCUGGUCUCUGCAUUCCUAGCAAUGGAGCCGACGGAUUCCUUAAUAUCAAUCGCAAGAGCAUGCGGAGGAGGUUUGGUUACAGAGAGGGUGCAGAGGUUUAUUUGGGACUAUUGUAUAGGCGAAGCAAUUGGAAAAGGUAAUGCACCAUACUUGAAGAAUUUUCUAAAGAAGCUAAUUUUUGAGAUUGAAUCAAGUCAUAGCACCGUGUUGGAUGAAUUAUAUGAACAGUAUGGUUAUUACAUGACUUCAUUGAAGGAUGAUAUUUCAGGCAAAGGGAAUACAAGGGUCUGCAAGUGCAUCUCUUUUCUUUUUCCUGAUGGCUGUUCUGGGUCUCCAAGUUGUCCAAUGCCGAGAAAGUUGAUGGUUCCACUGCAUUGUUCACUCAACAUGCUUGAAGGAGACACUGGGUGUGCUGUUUGGCCCGCAAGUCUAUAUUUAUCAGAGUUUGUCCUUUCUUUUCCCAACAUAUUCUUCAGAAAAUCAUGUUUUGAGGUUGGUUCUGGUGUUGGUUUGGUUGGAAUUUGUCUUUACCAUGUAAAAGCUUCCAAGGUUAUAUUAAGUGACGGUGAUUUGUCAACUUUAGCUAACAUGAAGCUUAAUUUGGAGUUAAACCAGUUGAGGACUGAUACUGGCAUGCCAGAAAGAUCUUCCCAAGAUCUAAAUAUGUUAUACAGAAAGCAGGCGAAAGCUGAAAUGGACAAUAAAUCUCAGGUGAAUUGCAUUCAUCUGCCUUGGGAAUCUGCAACAAAGAAUGAGCUUCAGGAGUUCAUGCCUGACAUUGUUUUGGGUGCAGAUAUAAUUUAUGAUCCAUCGUGCCUCCCAUACCUUGUUCAAUUACUAGCCAUUCUCUUGAACAUAAAAAAGGCAUGCUCGGAGUCUCAACCGCUAAAGAACAGUUGCCAGGGCUUAUUAAUACAUUCUAACUGCAUCGAUAUCAAAGUCAAUGGCACUGAUGAUGGUGAAGCUCACACAGCCUGUGAUUUAGAUGGGUUGAAAAGCAAGGCAGAUCAAAUUGGCUGUGAAGUUGAUGUUCCUCUAGUUGAGAGACUAGAGAAUGGUUCUUCAAAAGAUGGACUAAAGAAAGCACCUGUGGCUUAUAUUGCCGCAGUCAUUCGCAAUAUUGAAACCUUCAGUUAUUUUCUCCAACUUGCAGAACUGGCUGACCUUGCAGUCACAGACAUAACUGAAACUCUAAGGCCGUUGGAGUUGCUUCCAUAUAUGCAGUCAUAUGAUAGAUCAAGCAUACGUAUAAUCUUUCAGAAAAUGGGAGGACAAAAGCAAGGAGAGGUAGAGGUCAUCCACUCAUGGUCUGCUCCAAGAUCCCUCAGUACCUCUCUCAUGUACUCUUUUGCUCAGAGGGAUGAUACGGAAGUGCUUGAUGAACCUCUAUAUGCAACUUUUCUAAAGGUAACAGGUGUGGAGAGGCCCUACAGGGAAGAGGUUCUGUCCAAAAUGGAAUCUGAUGCAAAUAAGGUUGUAAAAGAGGUUAUCUUUGGACCAGGAGAAAAGAAGUAUCGGUUUUGUAAGCAUAUGGCAAAGCAACAUUUACCUGGUCUGCCCAAUGAUUUGAUGAAGAAAGGAAAGCACUUUAUAUUGAUACGCAAUCCACUUGAUAUAUUGCCAUCUUUUGAGAAGGUCGUGCCUCCAUCCUUUCUUGAAUUAGGUUUGGCAGAAUUGGUCUCCAUAUACAGUGACCUCUCUCAGUUGGGAAAGCCCCCAGUUGUUAUUGAUGCAGCAGACCUUCAACAAGAUCCUGAGGGUACCUUGCGUGGUCUUUGUGAAGACUUGGAGAUUCCUUUUGAUGAUGCGAUGCUCAGAUGGGAAGCUGGUCCAAAACCAAUAGAUGGUGUUUGGGCCCCAUGGUGGUACAAAAGUGUACAUCAAUCAACAGGCUUCAAUCAAACAAGAAAGUAUCCUCAGCCAUUUCCAUUUUCUCUAUAUGACUUGUUGGAGAAAAGUCUACCUUUGUACAAUAUGCUUAGGCGGCAUGUAAGAAAGACAACAGCCCUUUUGAAGAGCCCAUUACCUCCUCCAGAUAUUCCAGUUCCUGCAAAUGAAAAGCUGUUGGCCUGGGUUGGAGAUGAGAUUCUACCCCGUGAAAGUGCCAAGGUUUCUGUGUUUGACUCGGUUGUCCAAGGUGGUGAUUCAGUCUGGGAGGGCCUUCGAGUUUACAAUGGGAAGAUAUUUAAGCUUGAAGAGCAUUUGGAUAGGUUGUUUGACUCGGCAAAGGCUCUAGCUUUCAAGAAUGUUCCAACUCGUGAAGAGGUUAAGGAAGCCAUCUUCAGAACUCUAAUUAGGAAUGGAAUGUUUGAUAAUGCACACAUCCGACUAUCCCUUACUCGUGGAAAGAAGGUCACUUCAGGCAUGAGCCCAGCAUUUAAUCUUUAUGGAUGCACUUUAAUUGUGCUUCCUGAAUGGAAACCACCUGUCUAUGACAACACACAUGGAAUAAAUCUGGUGACUGCUACAACACGGCGUAAUUCACCAAAUAAUUUGGAUUCAAAGAUUCAUCACAAUAACCUCCUCAAUAACAUUCUAGCUAAGAUAGAAGGGAAUAAUGCGGACGCAGGUGAUGCAAUUAUGCUAGACAAGGAUGGUUAUGUGUCUGAAACAAAUGCUACAAAUAUUUUUCUAGUGAAGAAAGGCCGGGUUCUUACACCUCAUGCUGAUUAUUGCCUUCCUGGAAUCACUCGAGCUACUGUUAUGGAUCUAGUGGUAAAGGAGGAUUUGGUCCUAGAGGAACGGAGAAUUAGUCUAUCAGAAUUCCAUACUGCAGAUGAGGUAUGGACAACAGGAACCAUGGGAGAGCUUACCCCGGUUGUGAAGAUUGAUGGACGUGAAAUCGGUGAUGGUAAAGUGGGUCCCGUGACUCAAAGGUUGCAAAAUGCUUACAAAAAGCUGACAGAAGAGUCAGGAGUGCCUAUUCCAUCCUACCAGCACUAGGCAAGUUGAAUGACAUAGCUCCUAGAAGCCUGAAGAUGCAAAUGAGUGGCGUUGCUUCCACAGAAUGAAAGAUUUCAGCGCACCAUUGUGUAAGUUUGAAUAAAAAAUGGUGCAGAUUGUAAGCGUUCUCUCUUUCUUGGUGAUUAGGGGUUGAGGUGCGGGGAAUGGUAUCACUUGCUUAGUGAUCUUGUUAUCUAAGAAAGGGUAAAUUCCCAUUUUCUUACUCUGUGCAUCACUUGUAUUAAGUUUGACAUUGCCAAGCUCCAUGGAAAGCAUGGACAUUUAGGAAUAUGGUGACAGAAUGAAGGGAUUGCUAGGACUGCAAUCGACUCGUGUUUAGGUUUUUUCCAAUAAAAUUUAGAUAGGAAUGCAUUUUUCA
This is a messenger RNA of Hevea brasiliensis (rubber tree), 3449 nucleotides long. RefSeq names its product branched-chain-amino-acid aminotransferase-like protein 1. The transcript is spliced from 30 exons. The record is from RefSeq and is a predicted model, not a curated record. Gene Ontology annotation, biological process: carboxylic acid metabolic process. Gene Ontology annotation, molecular function: catalytic activity. The coding region runs from base 53 to 3070 and encodes 1005 amino acids. NCBI's taxonomy places the organism in Eukaryota, Viridiplantae, Streptophyta, Magnoliopsida, Malpighiales, Euphorbiaceae.